Messenger RNA from Elephantulus edwardii (Cape elephant shrew), 771 nucleotides. RefSeq names its product azurocidin 1 (gene AZU1). Lineage: Eukaryota; Metazoa; Chordata; Mammalia; Macroscelidea; Macroscelididae. The record is from RefSeq and is a predicted model, not a curated record. Gene Ontology annotation, biological process: proteolysis. Gene Ontology annotation, molecular function: serine-type endopeptidase activity.
AUGGCUGCACUCCAGCUUCUGGUCCUACUAAGUGGCCUGUUGGGGUCCACGUGGGCGAGCUCGGCCCCCUGCUCGGGCAUCGUGGGUGGCAGGAGGGCCAGGCGGGACUUCCCAUUCCUGGCUUCCAUCCAGCGUCGUGGUGUUCACUUCUGUGGUGGUGCCCUGAUCCACAGCCGCUUCGUGCUAACAGCAGCCAGUUGCUUCCGCGUUCGGAACCCCGGGACUGUCUUGGUGGUUCUGGGGGCCUACGACCUGAGACAGCCGGAGAGCAGGACCCAGACGUCCUCUGUCAGGAGCGUCAGAGAGAAUGGCUAUGACCCCCAGCAGAACCUCAACGACCGCGUGAGGGCCAGUUUUCCUCCCCAGCUGGACCAUGAGGCCAACCUAACCAGCAGCGUGGCACUGGUGCCGCUGCCCCCCCAAAAUGACACUGUGGAAACCAGCACCAAUUGCCAGGUAGCAGGCUGGGGACUCACACGUCACAGGGGCCACCUCUCCCGCUUCCUGAGAGUCAUCAAUGUCACUGUGACACCUGAGGACCAAUGUCAUCCCAACAACGUGUGCACAGGCGUUCUCACCCUCCAAGGCGGCAUCUGCCAGGGAGAUAGGGGCACCCCCCUCAUCUGCAAUGGCCUGGCACAGGGUGUGGCGUCCUUCUCCCUGGGGCACUGUGGCAGGGGCCCCGACUUCUUUGCCCGUGUAGCACUAUUCCGAGACUGGAUUGAUUCAGUCCUAAACGCCCCUUCAGAUGCACCCAUGGGGAGCCUGUGA